CGCCAACUUAUUCUUCAUUAAAUGCUGGUUGGUUUAUUUGAAAAAAUCAGUUUAUCAGUUUAUCUCACACAUCCUCGCCUUCAUCGUUGCAUCCGAUGGCAUUGUCAAUGAAAAUCUCAUUGAAUUUUUCGCCAACUUGCUCUUAGCCGUGUCCGUCUCCUGGCUCAAGAAGCGCGGUCUUACAUUCUCGUCAGCCACAAAGAGGGUAUGUACACCAAUUUUGCAUCAGCAUGUUCCAAUUGCGCGAAAUUAACCAGAUGGAGCGCGAGAUGUACUUACAUUCUUCCCUCAUCAUCUAAGACAACCCAUCCUCCUACUACGAAUCCCUUCCCACCUCCUCCAGCCGCUUUGGCACCUACACCCACAUAUGGUCAUCAUUAUCCUUCGCCACCAAAGCCAGCUUUCCCUCCACUCAAUUCUUCCUACAUCACACCACCCACAUUGCCGGACACGCCAUCACCAGGUUAUUCAACAUCGACAUCAACAGCAUCAACAGCAUCUCCUCCAACGCCCCCAGGUAUGAAGGAUUGUACGGCUCACAUCGUUUCAGCUUCGUCUUCACCAGGUAUCCCAAAACACGAGCCAGUACCAGUACCACCGCCAUUAAAGCACAAGAUGUUCGCGUUCGCUUCACCGCUGGACCUGCCAUCAGCGCGCUGAUCUCAUAGGCCAGGGAGACUCGAAACUUUGGCCGCUUUGCUUUCGGUCAUCAGAAGUGUUCAAUUUUC
Messenger RNA from Suillus fuscotomentosus, 728 nucleotides. RefSeq lists its product as uncharacterized. The record is from RefSeq and is a predicted model, not a curated record. Lineage: Eukaryota; Fungi; Basidiomycota; Agaricomycetes; Boletales; Suillaceae. The coding region runs from base 208 to 660 and encodes 150 amino acids. The transcript has a single exon.